AUGAUAUCAGACACUCAGAAAUCAUUUAAAGAUUUCUUGGAAACGUAUGCUAUAAGAAAAAAGUUGCCAGAAAAAAAAAAGUAACAAAAACUGAAUCCUAUGUUUCUAUUAACCAAAUACCAACCACAAGGGAAUUCAAUUUAAAUUGAAUAAAAUUUUAGUUACGCCAUCACUAAUUCUAAAGUGACUCAUAUUGAUCCUCCACUGAGUUUACGAUUCAAAACCUUGGAGAGUGAAAAAAAUAAUAUGUCAGGUCUAGUGUUGUUUCGUAAGAAUAGAUGGAGAUAAAAGGAAAAGAAUUCAUGUUUAAUUAGAAAUUCCGAAUUAUUCAACAGUGUUAUUCAAAAAUCAUCUAGGUUUCAUAGUUAAUAAUAAUUGGUACCAAUGAAAUCAUAAGAUUAACUAAUUUAGGGAUACUUGACAGAAUUGUCUCGAAAGAGAAAGGUUGCUCCGAAACCAUAAGGAACAGAUGAAUUAUUGAAUUAUGAAGUGGAUCAAAUAUAUUUAGAUAUCACAAGAAGAGAUAAUAUCUUAAGUGUUAAGUUUCCAAAUAAAAACUACCCUGGAGUGAAAUAAGUAUUUCGAAAUCUUUUAGCAACUGCAUAUGAUCAAUAAAUGUUUUUAGACUUGUCUCGUUUAAGAGUAAUUCAUUUAGGCAUGCAGUUAACUAAUGCUCACUUUUUCAAGUUCAAAUACCAUUUUUUAAAUAAGUACAUGCUUUUAAAUAUCUCAACUGAAAAGAUGUUCCAUUGUUGCGAACGCAUUGAAAAUAUUAGGCCUUACAUCCUUAAUGAAGUAUUAGAAUUCGAGAUUUAUGGGGGUGAAGAUGGCAUCAAGGCUAUCACAAAAUCAAUGUACAAAAAGAUAUUAUCCGAUGUCACAUUAGCUCCAUAUUUCGAAAAUAUUGAUGUACCCACUUAAGAGUUGAAAUUUGCUAGACUCUUCUUUUAAUUAAUAUAUCAUUUGGAUUCUCCAAAUUAUUCAUGUGAAGUGCUUAGAGAAAGGCAUGUAAAAUAUGGCCUGACAAAUGUAUAACUCACAAAUUUUAAAUACUAUCUAUCAUUAACCUUACAGAAAACUGGCAUACCAUGGAGGAACAUCAGAUAACUUCUAAGAAGAAUGGACAUUUAUAAAUAUGCAAUCAUAAAUAAAAAUGAUCUGCAAUAUUAUGUAAAUUAGUUGGGAUUUAAUUUAUUUAUUGAAACCUUUGUAAAUAGUUGUGCAUAAGAUGCUAUGUUAUCUGAAUUGAUUCAUCGUAGAGGCAGAUAACGUUUUGUUGCACAUUGCUGUAAUAUAUUUCAUUACUUUUUUCGUUAUAACAUUAAGGCUAUCACAAGGGAAGACUUACACUUAAUUCAUUAGAAGAAGGCUAUAAUAAAUGAAAAGAUUUUUGAUAAGUUCAAAUAAAAGGCAGUUGAAUCUGUAAGAAAUUUGACUGAUGAUAGUUUAGUAUUAUAAGACUUCAUAGAAGACUGGGAUGAGAUCAAACCAAUAAUCUUAGGGGAAACAAGAGAACAACAAAUUUUAAGUUUAGGUCAAGAUUAUCUGAUCCCAAAAUUAGUCUCUAUUUUGGAGUAUGAAUUUGUUUAAAGGCAUUUGAAUAAAAUCUAUGAAACUGAAGAGGCAGAAAUGAGCCAAAGCAUCCUUUGCAAAUUAAAUCUACUUCUCUAUGGAGUUAGGUUUUUUAAGAAACAGGACUUGUAAAUCAUCCACAAAAGAUUCAAAAUCACUUCCUUGCAAUACUAUGACUUUGCCUAAUGUUUCAAAAUUGCUUUAGAAGAAUACAAAGUUUUGAACUAUGUUCAUUAGUUAAUUGAAGAAUAUGAGUAAUUUAUAGUCUCUGAUUGA
Molecule: messenger RNA, 1848 nt
Organism: Paramecium octaurelia
Lineage: Eukaryota; Ciliophora; Oligohymenophorea; Peniculida; Parameciidae
Source: the annotation of a GenBank genome assembly